Molecule: messenger RNA, 1332 nt
Organism: Diatraea saccharalis (sugarcane borer)
Lineage: Eukaryota; Metazoa; Arthropoda; Insecta; Lepidoptera; Crambidae
Source: the annotation of a GenBank genome assembly
AUGAAAGUAGAAGUCGUGUUGAAUAUAAACACGUUUGACAAUUUUACGUUGGACUUUAGAGAAUUAUCAACAUCAAUGUAUCUAACGGACACUUACGUGAACAAAAGCUUGGAGCUGAACGAGAGCAGCAGCGACUUGGUAUACACUAACCAAUUCCAGGACGAGCCGUUUGUGGUUUUUCUAAUAGUACUGAAAUGCUUGAUUAUGCUUUUCAUCAUCUUGGCAGCGAUAUUCGGCAACUUGCUCGUCAUAGUAUCGGUAAUGAGACACAGGAAGUUGAGAGUGAUCACGAAUUAUUUUGUGGUAUCACUGGCAUUUGCCGACAUGCUCGUCGCUAUAUGGGCGAUGUGUUUCAACUUCAGCGUCGAGAUCACCAACGGAAAAUGGCUCUUCGGGUACUUCAUGUGUGACGUCUGGAAUUCCUUGGACGUUUACUUUUCGACUGCAUCCAUUUUGCAUUUGUGCUGUAUCAGCGUUGACAGAUACUAUGCCAUCGUCCAACCUUUAGAUUACCCUUUGAUUAUGACGACUGGGAAACUCGGAAUAAUGCUUGCAGUCGUCUGGUGCAGUCCAGCAUUAGUGUCCUUCCUCCCAAUAUUUAUGGGCUGGUAUACGACGGAAGAUCAUAUGGACUUUAGGAAGAGAUUUCCAAAAGUGUGCAGUUUCACUGUGAACAAAGUGUAUGCAGUGAUAUCGAGUAGUGUUAGUUUCUGGAUUCCUGGUGUGAUAAUGUUGUUUAUGUACUAUAGGAUUUACGUUGAAGCUGACAGACAGGAAAGGAUGUUGUACAGAAGUAAAGUAGCAGCCUUACUGUUGGAUAAGCAUCUUCAGAUCAAUGGUAUUAUGGGCGAGGUAAUGCGAGAGAGGCAAAGUAUCCAGAUGCAGCCUAUGGCCAGCAGCAAGAUGAAGAGGGAAAGGAAAGCAGCAAGGACGCUUGGAAUCAUCAUGUCUGCAUUCUUAGCCUGUUGGCUUCCUUUCUUCUUGUGGUACAUAAUAACAGCAUUAUGUGGGUCCGCAUGUCCAUCCCCACCCCCCGUCGUGGCAGCAGUCUUCUGGGUUGGAUACUUCAAUUCCGCUCUCAACCCUCUUAUCUACGCGUAUUUCAACAGGGACUUUAGGGCUGCUUUCAGAAAAACAUUGGACUCUUGCUGCAGGUCGCUCUGUGGAAAUGUAGGCCGUAAAUGUUGCCACCGUCCGCGUCGCGAGCAUCAUCACUCCAACGCUUCAUCAGACAUUCAUAUGAACAAUUGUAUUAAGUCAACAUCGGCCGACGUCUUAAGAGCUCAUCAAGCAUCGUCUUCGAGACCCGAAGAUCUUAUGGUAGAAACAUAA